AUGAAUAAGACGACUUUUGCCAAAAGUUGGAAAGAUGCUACUUUGUUCCCGUACGAGCUCACAUUGAUCCUUGAAAACAUUUCACUCACAGACUUGCAGUUCCGCUCGGCCACGGGCGACCUGACCCUCACGGGUGACUUAGAUUUGAAGAAGACGAUUGACAGUGCUGAGAGCAAUGUCGCAAAUGUCGCCAAAUCAGCCAUUCACCAAAUAGAGAAUUAUGUCGAGAGUCUAGAUUUUGAACACCUCCCUGCCUUACCGACACUUAACUUGAGCCUUAAUCUAGAUACCGUCAAUGCUCUCCCAGACGCGCAGGUGCAUCUCGAGUUCGAUGACUUAGAGCUAUAUCUAGAUCUUGAUAUUCAGUUGUCUGAGCAAUCUACCUACACAUACCCUCUCUUCAGGACCGAAAGUCCAGAGGGAAUCUCUGUUGUGGGCCUCGAGGUCGGAGUCGUGUUCGGUGUUGACUUGGUCCUAAUCGCAGACGAGGAGGUUGAUAUUGGUACUGGCAUCCAUAUCAAGCUUGAUGACGGAGUUGCCUUUGAUCUGGCGAUGUUUAGCUCUAAUGUGUCGGAUGUUACAAUUCCCGGCGGCUCCUUCGAGUUUCUGCCUGUCACAAUAACGGGCAAAGGAGCCCUCCAUGCAGCAUUGAGCCUAUCAGUGGGCCUUGGAGUCGAGAUAGGAGACUCAGAUUUCCCGUCAGAAUUUAGUUCCGGUGUCGAGACUAAUGUCUUUGCCUACGUUGCUGAUUUUGGAGUGGAAGUCGACGCCGGUCACGAUGCUGGUGACAGCAUCAACUGCGACCUAGCCGCUGAAUUGGAGUACACUUUUGCUCUAGGCGCGGCAGCCGGGGCAACAGUCGCGGUUGACUCCCACACCUGGGGACCGGCUAUCAGUACGACCGUUCCGGUUUGGUAUACGACUUUGGCUAGUAUAUGUGCGGAAACAAAAGCAACGCCAGUUGCUUCUUCCCAGAUCACUCCUCGUGCAGCGCUAAAUCGGAGAGAUGAUUUAGAUGAUCUCUUCGGGUCGCCGACGACAACCACAAGUACAUAUACUAUCGUCAACUGUCUCUCCCAAGGGGUGGUAAACUGUCCCGUCAAUCUCCAAACAACCAGCACUGCGACGUCCGUCGUCAGUGUCCAAUCUGGGUCCUCGACAGCCGCAGUGAACACCAUCACGAGUGCUAUCCCAUUCGGAACAAAUGUUCAUAAGUUGGCAGCCACGUCAGGAGCGCCUACAUCAUAUGUUCCCUUCGCCACCGGAGGGAGCAGAAUCUUAGACGGAACAACCGACGGGACAAGCAACAAGCUUAUCAUUGGGCUAUGCAUUGGUCUAGGAGUUCCGUUCCUCGCGGUCGUUUUCAUAGGAUUCUGCUUCUAUAUCCGUAAGCGCAAACGGUACACUCUUGUCGAACGCAAAACAGAAGUAUACGAGCAGGAUGGGCAGGAUGGGCAGUACGGGCCUCCUGCAGCAUACGAUAGCCCUGGAACACACGUGAGAAUGGGGAGUAUUCCUAGAAAGCCGGUGGGCCAGUAUUGA
Messenger RNA from Penicillium lagena, 1542 nucleotides. RefSeq lists its product as uncharacterized. Lineage: Eukaryota; Fungi; Ascomycota; Eurotiomycetes; Eurotiales; Aspergillaceae. Bases 1 to 1542 code for a protein of 513 amino acids. The transcript has 4 exons. The record is from RefSeq and is a predicted model, not a curated record.